This is a messenger RNA of Gracilinanus agilis (Agile Gracile Mouse Opossum), 2953 nucleotides long. It is a transcript of the gene INPP5B, whose product is annotated as inositol polyphosphate-5-phosphatase B. Gene Ontology annotation, biological process: signal transduction; phosphatidylinositol dephosphorylation. Lineage: Eukaryota; Metazoa; Chordata; Mammalia; Didelphimorphia; Didelphidae. Gene Ontology annotation, cellular component: membrane; cytosol. The record is from RefSeq and is a predicted model, not a curated record. Gene Ontology annotation, molecular function: phosphatidylinositol-4,5-bisphosphate 5-phosphatase activity; inositol-1,4,5-trisphosphate 5-phosphatase activity.
AUGCCCCCUCGCCACUCCAAUGCCCUAAAGUCUGGUCCAUCGCCAUCUCUUCUCAUCCUCCAUCGCCCUCCUCUCACCUUCCCCAGCCCUCCGGGGCCCCGGGACUGCAGCACCCCACCAGCUGUCCGGUCAGUUGUCCGGUCUGGACCGAAGGACGUCUGCCCCGUACCCGCGCCCAGGCCCCGAGCCGCGUUGCUGGGUCCCGUCGCCGCAGCUGCCAGUAUGGACCAGUCUGGAGCCAUUCAAGAGACCCUGGCCCAGGGUGAACACUGUGUUAUUGCGGUGCAGGGUAUAGUGUGUGCUGGGGACAGUCUCCAAAGCCGCCUUUUGGGCUUGGUCCGAUGUGGCCCGGAGUAUGCCCUAUUCCUGUACAGUCAUCGAAGGAUGGCGAUCACUGGCGACGAUGUGUCCCUGGACAAGGUGGUGCCCAUCACCAGGAAUUUUACAAUGGAAGAAGUAUCUCCUGACUAUGACUUCUAUGUCCUGGGCUCUGAUGUGACUGUCUGGAUAGAGUCUGAAGAUGUAAGCUUCACUGUGCGCCUCCCCUUUGGCUCUCACACUCAGACAUUCCUUCAGGAAGUCAUCAGAUGCUGCCCAGCCCCGAGCCCUGGAGCCCCAGAUCUCCAGUUCCGAUGGCUGAGCCGAUACCGGAGUGCAGGUCUUGAGGAAGAACGGGAGCAGCAGAAACCUGUGUUUGCAACCCCAGGUGUUCCAGCUUCUGAAGAACUGAAGCCAAAUGGGAAAGGAGUACCGGGGGAGCAAAGCUCUUGGGUUUUUGAAAAACCUGAAGCUUCAUCUACCAGGCCAAAUAAAUCCAAACCUGAAAUUACCAGUGACAUGGUACGGUCUUCCACGGUGACUGUUUCAGACAAAGCUCAUAUCUUAUCGAUGCAGAAGUUUGGACUUCGAGACACGCUUGUAAAAUCUCGGCUAGUACAGAAGGAAGAGACUUACACUUACAUUCAGAACUUCAGGUUCUUUGUGGGAACAUACAAUGUGAAUGGCCAGUCCCCCAGAGAAUGCCUCCGGCCUUGGCUAAGCCUGGAUGUUGAGCCUCCAGAUGUAUAUUGUAUAGGGUUCCAAGAACUCGAUCUGAGUAAAGAAGCCUUUUUCUUCAAUGAUACUCCAAAGGAGGAAGAGUGGUUUAAAGCUGUAACUGAAGGUCUUCAUCCAGAUGCUAAAUAUGCAAAAGUAAAGCUUGUGCGACUUGUUGGAAUAAUGCUGCUGCUUUAUGUCAAGCAAGAGCAUGCCGUGCACAUCUCAGAAGUGGAAGCUGAAACAGUGGGGACAGGAAUCAUGGGCAGGAUGGGUAAUAAAGGAGGAGUGGCAAUCCGGUUCCGGUUUCAUAAUACAAGCAUCUGUAUAGUGAAUUCCCACCUGGCAGCCCACACUGAGGAGUAUGAACGGAGGAACCAGGACUACAAAGACAUCUGUUCCCGAAUGCAGUUCUGCCAGGUUGACCCAAAUCUUCCACCCCUCACCAUCAGCAAGCAUGAUGUGAUCCUUUGGCUGGGGGACCUCAACUACAGGAUAGAAGAGUUGGAUGUGGAAAAAGUGAAAAAACUCAUCGAGGAGAAGGCAUUUCAAACCCUGUACACACACGAUCAGCUAAAAAUUCAGGUGGCUGCAAAAGCUGUCUUCCAAGGCUUCACAGAGGGGGAACUAUCUUUCCAGCCUACCUACAAGUAUGACACGGGCUCUGAUGAAUGGGACACCAGUGAAAAGUGCCGAGCCCCUGCCUGGUGCGACCGGGUCCUGUGGAAGGGGAAAAACAUCACUCAGCUGAGUUACCAGAACCACAUGGCUCUAAAGACCAGCGACCACAAGCCAGUGAGCGCCGUGUUUGACAUUGGGAUAAAAGUAGUCAAUGAAGAGCUCUACCGGAAGACCCUGGAAGAGAUUGUCCGAUCCCUGGAUAAGAUGGAGAAUGCCAAUAUCCCAUCAGUGACCCUAUCCAAAAGAGAGUUCUGCUUCCAGGAUGUGAAAUACAUGCAGUUGCAGGUAGAAUCUUUCAUGAUUAUUAAUGGACAAGUGCCCUGCCAGUUUGAAUUUAUCAACAAGCCUGGCGAAAAUUCUUACUGCAAGGAGUGGCUGAAUGCCACCCCCAGCAAGGGCUUCCUUCUGCCUGAUUCUACCAUUGAGAUUGAAUUGGAACUGUUUGUUAAUAAAACCACUGCUACAAAGCUCAACUCAGGGGAGGACCAAAUUGAAGACAUUCUGGUUUUGCACCUGGAAAGGGGGAAGGAUUACUUUUUGUCUGUGUCUGGGAACUACCUGCCCAGCUGUUUUGGUUCCCCUCUCCACACUUUGUGUUACAUGCGGGAGCCCAUCCAGGACUUGGCACCUAAAACCAUUCAAGAACUGACCUUAAUGCCACUGCAGACAGAAGAUGAUGGAACACGGGAAGAGAAGCCUCUAGAAAUCCCUAAAGAGCUCUGGAUGAUGGUUGAUCACUUAUAUCGAAAUGCUUCCCAGCAGGAAGAUCUGUUUCAGCAGCCAGGUCUGAGGUCUGAGUUUGAGCUGAUUCGUGACUGUUUGGACACUGGAAUGCCCGACACCCUCUCUGGGAGCAAUCACUCUGUGGCCGAGGCCCUGCUGCUUUUCCUGGAGAGUCUGCCGGAGCCUGUCAUCUGUUACGGCUUCUAUGAAACUUGUUUGGAGAAUUCAAGCAACUCUCCAUUGAGUAAACAGAUCAUCUCUACUCUCCCCACUUGCCACAAAAAUGUCUUCAAUUAUUUGAUGGCAUUUCUGAGAGAGUUACUAUACAAUUCAGGGAAGAACCAUUUGGAUGAGAAAAUUUUAGCUAGCACAUUUGGCAGCUUGCUGCUCCGUUCCCCAGCUGGUCACCAAAAGCCAGAUGUGACAGAGAAGAAGAAGGCUCAGGACUUCAUCAACCAGUUCCUUGUGUGAGGAUUCAGCAUCUCCUGAGGGACACACACACACACACACACAC